Molecule: messenger RNA, 525 nt
Organism: Naegleria fowleri
Lineage: Eukaryota; Heterolobosea; Eutetramitea; Acrasida; Naegleriidae
Exons: 1
Coding region: 1-525 (174 amino acids)
Source: RefSeq, a predicted model, not a curated record
AUGGAUAAUAUUAAUGACUUCAUAUACUCUACAUUAAUUGAUUGCAACGAAAAAUUGAAAACUAAUUCCCUUGAACUGGUUUGUGCUUGUGCAGAUGCUGAAGUUGAUGCUAAAAAAUUGCAAACAUCAUUACGACAAGUUUUGGGCCCAAACUUCGUCUUUGUGAACGAUUAUGUGCACAAUUUUAAAUAUCAACGAAACUGUUUGUUAAAUGGAAGAAUUUUAGGAAAUAUUAGUAUGUCUACUCUAAUUAACACAAUGAGUUCCCAUCCUGAGUUAUAUGAUGUACUUGAUAAAGAAGAAGUGACACCAUCUGAUAUCAUGGCCAUAGAUCCAUGUCUUACUCUAACCACACCAAGGGUGAUUGAAAUAUUGAAAUCACUAAAAAAUGAUGAUUCUACCACUUUAGCAAAGUAUUUAGAGAAUAUUCGUGAAAUAUAUGAUAUAAUUAAUGAAAAUGAUACUGAUCCAAUUCUCUUCCAUCAUCAUCUUCGUUGGUGGCAUCCACCGUUUCCUCCUUUGUAG